Messenger RNA from Monomorium pharaonis (pharaoh ant), 2757 nucleotides. RefSeq names its product ribosomal protein S6 kinase beta-1 (gene S6k). Gene Ontology annotation, biological process: signal transduction; protein phosphorylation. NCBI's taxonomy places the organism in Eukaryota, Metazoa, Arthropoda, Insecta, Hymenoptera, Formicidae. The record is from RefSeq and is a predicted model, not a curated record. The transcript has 4 exons. Gene Ontology annotation, molecular function: ATP binding; protein serine/threonine kinase activity. The coding region runs from base 261 to 1724 and encodes 487 amino acids.
GAUAUCAACUUCUCUGGUUCGUGCGUGUAUUUGCGAUUACAUAUGUAGACUCGUGUAUCGUGUUAAAAUCUGGCGGUGAGUCCUUUUUAGCUUUGCACGAUUGUUUGAAAACGUUUCGUAAACACGCGAGAGCGAUCCCAUAUACGUCAGGUUGGCAAAUUGAAGCCAACCUCGCCCUGGAGUAAAACAGACUUUGACAGACUGAACGCGUCCUCCUUAACCCGUUUGGAAUCUUUCGAUGUGAAUUUCAUCUACUUAGUAUGGCGGGAGUAUUCGACAUUGAACUGCACGACGGAGAUGCCGCGAAUCAGGAUGAGUCAGAUGACGACGUGAUCGAGAAUAGAGAGGAGGAGUAUAAUCAUGCUGCAACUGUAAGCGCGAUACUAGAAUCUGACAACUUGGAGAGAGUUCAGUUGUCAGAGCAAAAUGUGAAUCCUGGUCAAGAAAAGGCUGGUCCACAAGAUUUUGAACUAUGCAAGAUUUUAGGUGAGGGUGGCUACGGAAAGGUCUUCCAAGUCAGAAAGGUCACUGGUAAGGAUAAAGGCAGCAUCUUUGCUAUGAAAGUACUGCGCAAAGCAUCCAUAAUAAGAAAUCAGAAGGAUACCGCUCAUACCAAGGCUGAGAGGAAUAUCCUAGAAGCUGUAAAACAUCCAUUUAUUGUGAACCUUAUGUAUGCGUUUCAAACUGGUGGUAAAUUAUAUCUGAUCUUGGAGUAUCUGUGCGGUGGAGAGCUGUUCACGUAUCUCGAUCGGGAGGGUAUCUUUUUAGAGGAUACAGCUUGCUUUUAUCUGUCGGAAAUUAUACUGGCACUGCAACAUCUUCACAAUCAGGGAAUUAUAUAUAGAGAUUUGAAGCCGGAGAAUAUUCUGUUGGAUGCCGAAGGUCACGUCAAAUUGACAGAUUUUGGUCUUUGCAAAGAACACAUACAAGAGGGCACGGUGACGCACACGUUCUGCGGAACGAUAGAAUACAUGGCUCCAGAAAUUCUAACUAGGAGUGGUCACGGCAAAGCUGUGGAUUGGUGGAGUUUAGGCGCUUUGAUGUUUGACAUGCUUACAGGGAUGCCACCGUUCACCGGUGACGACAGAAGGAAAACCAUCGAAAAGAUCUUACGGGGUAAGCUGAGUCUUCCACAGUAUCUAACGCCGGACGCCCGGGAUCUUAUCCGAAAACUCUUAAAGAGGCAAGUUGUUCAGAGAUUGGGCUCUGGCCCGGAGGACGCCGAACAAAUUAAAAAUCACCAUUUCUUUAAGCACAUCAAUUGGCAGGACGUAAUCGCCCGAAAGUUGGAUCCGCCAUUUACGCCAUCCCUGAAGAGUGCCGACGAUACGUCGCAAUUCGAUGAACAAUUCACAGCGACUGUGCCGGUGGAUUCACCGGUCGAGAGUACUCUCAGUGAAUCUGCUAACAUGAUAUUUCAGGGUUUUACAUACGUUGCGCCGAGUGUCCUGGAAGAGAUGUACGCGCAGCCAAGAGUAGUCAACGCUAGAAGCCCACGUAGAGGACUGUUGAACAAUACGGGUUUUGGUGCAGCGGCGAGUUUACAUGGCUUCUCUUCGCCCAGAACGAUGGACGUUCAUUUGCACCCAUCGUUAGACCUCCAACAUCAACACAGACAACAUAUGAUGGGACCCAACAGCGUAGAAGACACCGAAAUGGUCGAUCUUGGCCAGCUACCAAACCGUUUGCAGUGUCGCGACCCAUUGCGCACAAAUUUUUCAUAGCUUUUUCAUGCCAACUAGGGAACGAAAGGAACACAACCCACGUAAACUUGUUUGUUCGCCGAAUCGUUUCUUCACGUUCGCGUGUGAUGACGAACAGAGGUAUAUUUAGCAAAUUCAAUAUACAUGUAUAGCAAAAAGUAAGUACAGGGUGAGUUUGGUCUCGCGGUAUUGUCUGCAUCCAUAAGCAAAUUUUUCUUAAACUUGUAGCGAUUUCGAGAUGGCCAAACGGGCUUUUUUGUUUGCGAGAGAGUGAAUAGUGUAUGUCUUUUCGUUAUGUAAAUACGUGCUGAUAAUUGAAAGCAAGUAUAUUCUUAACGAAAUAUUUAUGAACAGAAUGCAGUUCAAAUCUAAAGAUCAUAAUGGUAAUACAAAUAUUGCAAUCAUAUCGUCGCCGAUUAUAACGUAGUUGACUAUCAUUAAACUGUUUCUAACAGUUAAUAAAUAGUUGAUUCAUACAAAAUGAUGAAUGCUUUAGAGAGAUAUUAGCAUCAAGGAAAUAUGUUACAGAUUUUUCUUUUUCUCGUUUCAAAACGUCGCAUUCGAUUGAAUCUUUUGCUUUUACAUUGUUGCAAACAUUUCUGUAAGUUUUUGUUUCUACAUCUUACCAGACUGCGAUCGAUUUAUUUUCUAGUAAAACAUUGUGCAUUUCGGAUGAAUAUAUGCGAAUUAGAAUAAUUUUCAAAAUUCUCAAGGUAUUUUUUCCGAUUUUCAUGCAAUGGGUAUCGAAAUAAUAUGUAAGACAUGUUUAUUUUUAAGGAGCAAUUCUACAUUCCGGUACAUCCUGGAUGUUACGACGACGAUUUGCACUUGUACAAGCUAGAACAUUGGAAAUUAAAUGUAAGCGAAAGUGAAUAGAUUGUCUUGUUCUGUCAUUAGUAUUAGACAUAAUUGAUUCUAUUCUAUUGAAUAUAUAGUUUAUUUAACUAUAUUUAUAUAUAAAGAAAUUUGUUCUAAUAGAAUCGGAAAGACAAAUGGAAAUUCUUGAUUGUAUCAUAUGUAUAAGAAUAAAAUCGGUCCUAGUAAUUCUAUUCAA